Limulus polyphemus (Atlantic horseshoe crab) is the source of this 2615-nucleotide messenger RNA. RefSeq names its product transmembrane protein 8A-like. NCBI's taxonomy places the organism in Eukaryota, Metazoa, Arthropoda, Merostomata, Xiphosura, Limulidae. Bases 5 to 2113 code for a protein of 702 amino acids. Gene Ontology annotation, cellular component: plasma membrane. The transcript has 10 exons. The record is from RefSeq and is a predicted model, not a curated record.
CAGCAUGGCGACCAGAUGGAUAUGUGCGACACUUUCCCCUGUCCUGCUAAUUCUUUCGCUGUGUAGCUUUUUAUGUCGAAUCACGACAUCAGAACAGCCAGCUGUCCAGAUUCUGGAGGCACGGGAACUGUUGUAUUACACGUCCUAUUCCAACGUUCAAAUAUUUCAUUAUAAUGUGCCUGUUCUAACUUACGCUGCAGUUUGGGAGUUCAAGGCCAACAUCAGCCACUACUGUUCUCCAAAACCGGUGUCCGUGUACCUACAGUACGGAAGUUAUCCUGUAGUAAACCCACAAAACGAAACAUUUCCACGCGGGUUCCAUCUUCGUCGUCAGCAUCUCCAUCACGUGACUCUGCUUACGAAUUCGGAGACUGCGCAGUUGAAUAUCUCCUGCCCUCUCUCGGGAGAUUGGUAUGCUAUCGCUUUCGUAGCCGAGAAAUUUGACAACAUAGUACAGAUGGGAAGUUAUCUUCCAUGUCAAGCGUGGUUAACGUCGAAUUUGAUAACUGAAACCGUUGAGGAAGUGCCAACUCUGUCACCGGGUCAGCCGUUACCACAACAGAUAUCAGCACCACACUACUACAGAUUUUAUGCUCCACGAGACACUUGGUCAGUAACGGUCACCGUUACGAGCUGUGCUUCAAUACCUGUAGCCACGGAUGUCCAAUGUCCACUGGUAUUUCUAGUCAGACCCAAGGCACUUCCUUCUGUUGUCCAAGAUGUACUCGACCAAACUGUGAUUGAAUGCACACGGACCUCACUUGGAGCAGAUUGUGCUGCCACUAUAACCUCUAGCGACGAGAAUUGGAACUACAUUUUGGUGGAAGUAGUGCGAAAUACAACCAUUGAGUUCAGUAUCCAGGUGGAUUUUACAGUUUGCCAAGAAACUGAGAAAGAUCCGAACAAGCACGUGACGGUACCACGAGCGGGCGGUCAUACACACCACACAGAAGCCAAAGUAGGCAGAAAAAAAGAGCUAUCUAGAAAAUCACCGCAGCUACUCGAAUCUCCGCAAACACUGAAGUACGCUACUCCGAAUCCAGUCUUCUCUCACAUAGACAGCUGCUCGGGAUGUUGCUGGAAGAGGAUACCUUUAGUCCGCCACGCCGAGGGGGGAAAUUUUGCCUUCUGGUACGUUCCUUGGUCUAACAACAGAGGCACGCCUUUUCUAAAUAUCUCGACGGAGACGACGACACUGACAACGUUCGAAAUUUAUCCCGUCCGAGAUAUUGGUGGAACUUUGGAAGUUACAGUGGCUCUACCCGUUACCAUAAACAUCACGAUGAACAAUAUAUCCUUGACAACUUGUCUGGAAUAUGGUAUACGUCCCUCAUUGUCAGAAAAUGGAAGUUGUCGGACGGGGCUGGAGGGCAGCGUGAACACAAGCACAGCAACAAAUAGGGUGCUCACUAUGGUGGUGCCAUUUCCAGAGGCGGGGAUGUGGUAUCUCACCCUCACCCCUCAUUGCUACUUUCAAGAGAAAGAGGGGAACGAAAAUGAGGUAGUGGACGUCCGGUGUUAUGCUAACACAACCUCUGUUAACUUAAACGUCAACUCUUCGUCUUGUGUUGAGAACAAUUGUGGAGACCACGGCAAGUGUUACAGUUACUACAGCGGUGGAUUUGUGUUUAGUACUUGUGUUUGUUCUUCAGGUUGGCGUGGCUGGGGUUGUACAGACGAUACGAAUGCUGUUUCGGACGCCCAGCAACUCCUAGAAGUGUUGCUUCUUACUCUGAGUAACAUUGCCUUCAUUCCGGCCAUUCUUCUCUCGGUAUACCGACUCCACUACACAGAAGGGUUGGUCUACUUGUUCACAAUGUGCUUCUCUGUGUUAUACCAUGCAUGCGACGCCGAAGUUUACAAUUUCUGUAUGAUGAGACUAAGUGUUCUUCAGUUCUGUGACUUUUACUCCGUCAUAUUGGCUUUCUGGGUGACGUUAAUAGCGAUGGCGGACCUACCGACGACACUUCAAAGCUUAGCGCACAUGGCCGGUGCCGUGGGAAUCGCCCUCGCGGUGGAAUACGACAGGACAGGCUUGUGGGUUUUUGUGACGCCAUGUGGAAUAGGGCUUAUCAUCCUACUCAUAUCAUGGGUAAGUUAUCACACGCGAUAGGGUUUCUUAACCAUAUACAGUAAAACAUUUUAACCUACACGUGUGUAAAGUCUAGCUGGAUGAAUAGAUAAACACUCGUAGCCUGUCAGUAUCCUUGUCUACUAAACAACAGAGAAAUAUCAGUGAUGUGAUGUAGUUACUAUAGAUAAGUUUAACUGAAAGGGACCGAGGGAUGGUCACUCAGCAUUACCAUCCUCUAGAGAAUUAGAACAAGUAUCAGUGUUGUAAUGUAGUUACUGUUUAACUGAAAGGGACCGGGGGAUGGUCACUAAGCAUUACCAUCCUCUAGAGAAUAAGAACAAGUAUCAGUGUUGUAAUGUAGUUACUGUUUAACUGAAAGGGAACGAGGGAUGGUCACUCAGCAUUACCAUCCUCUAGAGAAUAAGAACAAGUAUCAGUGUUGUAAUGUAGUUACUGUUUAACUGAAAGGGACCGAGGGAUGGUCACUCAGCAUUACCAUCCUCUAGAGAAUAAGAACAAGUAUCAGUGUUGUAAUGUAGUU